UCGUUUGUAAAGCGUUCCUGCCUUGCUUGCGGAUUAAUUUGGAUAAAUUCACUAAAUUACUUUUAUAUUUCCAUAAACCAACCAUGUCUCGCAAGGAAGCCCUCUCGCAGUUCAUCAACCAGAUCCACGGCCGGCCGGUGGUGGUCAAGCUGAACAGUGGUGUCGAUUACCGUGGUGUCCUAGCCUGCCUGGACGGUUACAUGAACAUUGCCCUGGACCAAACGGAAGAGUACGUCAACGGUCAGCUGAAGAACAAGUACGGCGAUGCGUUCAUCCGUGGUAACAACGUUCUGUACAUUUCCACGCAAAAACGGCGGGUUUAGUAGAAUAGAUCGGAUUUUCCAAUUAAUUUGAAUAAAAGUUUGAUACAGUAAAAAAAA
Messenger RNA from Ochlerotatus camptorhynchus, 380 nucleotides. Its product is annotated as U6 snRNA-associated Sm-like protein LSm6. NCBI's taxonomy places the organism in Eukaryota, Metazoa, Arthropoda, Insecta, Diptera, Culicidae. Gene Ontology annotation, molecular function: RNA binding. Gene Ontology annotation, biological process: mRNA splicing, via spliceosome; maturation of SSU-rRNA. The transcript has 2 exons. The record is from RefSeq and is a predicted model, not a curated record. Bases 84 to 323 code for a protein of 79 amino acids. Gene Ontology annotation, cellular component: nucleolus; sno(s)RNA-containing ribonucleoprotein complex; P-body.